UCAUGGCGAAUCUGUCACAGAAGAAGAAGGUUGUGGCCAAUGGUAUGUUCAAGGCCGAAAUUGACGAGUUCCUUCGCCGCGAACUAGCAGAGGAUGGAUACUCAGGCGUCGAAAUCAGGAAGGCAAUGAGGAAGUUCGAGAUCAUCAUAUCAGCCACAAGAACCCAACAAGUUCUUGGAGAAAAGUCUCGCCGUAUCAGGGAAUUGACCUCAGUUGUCAGCAAAAGAUUCAACUGUGACGAUAACACAGUCGAGAUGUAUGCCGAAAAAGUAUCCGACAGAGGUCUAUGCGCUGUCGCUCAAUGUGAAUCACUCAGAUACAAGCUUGUCGGUGGUCUAGCUGUCAGACGUGCCUGUUAUGGUGUCCUUAGAUUUAUUAUUGAAAGCGGAGCCAAAGGCUGUGAAGUCGUAGUAAGUGGCAAGUUGCGUGGUCAGCGUGCUAAAUCCAUGAAAUUCGUCGAUGGAUACAUGAUUCACUCCGGAGACCCAACAAACCACUAUGUAGACACUGCUGUAAGACACGUGCUCCUCCGUCAAGGUGUGCUAGGUAUCAAAGUCAAGAUUAUGUUGCCAUUCGAUCCAACCGGCAAGAAGGGGCCAAAGAAGGCUCUACCAGACACAAUUCACGUCAUCGAACCGAAAGAAGAGAUUCUACCCACUGUUCCAUCAGCUAGCAACGACGAAGGUCAGAUAAUCGAGCCAGUCGCGUUGAACACUCUCGAGUAA
This is a messenger RNA of Argentina anserina (silverweed cinquefoil), 725 nucleotides long. RefSeq lists its product as uncharacterized. Gene Ontology annotation, biological process: positive regulation of apoptotic signaling pathway; translation. The transcript has 2 exons. Gene Ontology annotation, cellular component: cytosolic small ribosomal subunit; nucleus. Gene Ontology annotation, molecular function: structural constituent of ribosome; RNA binding. Bases 3 to 725 code for a protein of 240 amino acids. The record is from RefSeq and is a predicted model, not a curated record. NCBI's taxonomy places the organism in Eukaryota, Viridiplantae, Streptophyta, Magnoliopsida, Rosales, Rosaceae.